Trifolium pratense (red clover) is the source of this 1898-nucleotide messenger RNA. RefSeq names its product protein ROH1. Bases 354 to 1532 code for a protein of 392 amino acids. NCBI's taxonomy places the organism in Eukaryota, Viridiplantae, Streptophyta, Magnoliopsida, Fabales, Fabaceae. The transcript is spliced from 2 exons. The record is from RefSeq and is a predicted model, not a curated record.
GAGGCAGGAAUAUUGGAAUAUAUUAUACAAAUUUGUUUGACUAUAGGAAAAUGAGAGGAUGAUACUGAAUCAACAUAUAGACCCAAAAAAAGAAAAGAAAACAAAAAAAGAAAAAUUAGAGACACGGUCUUUGGUCUUAGACAAUGCCUGACCUUAAAUCUCGGCCAUAUAAUAACUUCCAAAACUGACGGCAAUGCUUUAUCUUUUACAAACCUUUCCUUUCCUUUUCUUUGUUCUUACACUUUAGAGACUCUUUCUUUCUUUUUUCUCUCUUUUCCUUUUCAUUUUCAUUUUCAUUUCCUUCCUCAUUUUCUUCUCACUCAAACAAAAACAAAACAAAAACAACAAUCGAAAUGCCUGCAACGACAGAAAACAAUCAAGGAUCCUUUUUGGGUCGAAUAAGCAUUCGAAGAAACCAAGUUAUGUCAAUGGAUGGUAGUCAUGAUCAAGAGCUAGAAGACCUUGAACUUUUCCAAAAACACGUUGGUGAUAGAUUCUCCGAAUUAUUAUCUUCCACAACAGAUGACCCUUCCAACGACGCUCUUCUUUCCAUUGGAUGGCUUCGAAGACUUCUCGAUGAGCUUCUUUGUUGUGAAGCCGAAUUCAAAGCUGUUGUUAUGAUGGGCCGUGAUCCUUCUCAAAUUGCCAAACCACCUCUUGAUAGACUCUUGCCGGAACUCCUUGAUCGCGUUGUUAAAUCGCUUGACAUUUGCAAUGCUGUUACUCUUGGCAUUGAUGCUGUCCGGAAUCUCCAGAGGCUAGCUGAGAUCGCGGUAGCUGCUCUUGAACCUAGACCCAUGGGUGAUGGACAAGUCCGAAGGGCGAAAAAGGCAUUGAAUUCUCUUGUGGCCGCCAUGAUGCAUGAAGACAGAGAUUGUGGAAGUAGCAAGGGAACGGAGAGAAGCAGGUCCUUUGGAAGAAGAGGAAAUGCGAAUAAGGAUCGUGGUGGUGGAACUUUCCGGUCACUUUCAUGGACAAUGGCGAGGAAUUGGUCAGCUGCGAAACAAAUCCACGCCAUGUCAUCAAAUUUGGCUGCGCCACGUGGCGCUGAGGCAACGGGUUUGCCUUCACCGAUUUACAUAAUGAGUACUGUAUUGGUAUUUGUGAUGUGGACUCUUGCUGCAGCGAUUCCUUGUCAAGAGAGGAAUGGGCUGGGCACCCAUUUACCGUUUCCGAGGCAAUUGAGCUGGGCCCAGCCCAUGAUUAGUUUGCAAGAGAAGAUGGCUGAGGAGUGGAAGAAGAAGGAAAAGAAAGGUUCUGUUGGAUUGUUGGAAGAGAUGCAAAAGAUUGAAAAAGUUGGACAGUUGUUGAUUGAUUUUGCUGAGUCUUUUCAGUUUCCCGGCGAAUCGGAGCGUUUAGAAGAGAUUAGGGGACAUGUGGAAGAAUUGGCUGAUAUUUGUAGGAAGAUGGAUGAAGGGUUGGAACCUUUGCAGUUACAAAUUAGAGAAGUUUUUCACAGGCUUGUUAGGACCAGGUCUGAGUUUCUUCAUGUUUUGGACCAAGCUGUGAAAUUGUCUGCACCUACUGUGUAAAAUUCAAAUACUUUUUAUUUUAAUUUCUUUUUACCUUUUUCUUUUAUUGGAACUUUGCCAGCUAGAUCAUGAAAAUGAAGGAUUUGGUCCAAUUGCUGGGUUAAUUUUUAUUUUAUUUUGUUGAGGUAGGGGACCUAAUCUUCAUUUGUUAAUUGGUUGUCUUAAUUAAUUGAUUUAUGUAUGUAAUGUAAUGGCUCUAUGUUAGCCUACAAUGUACAUCUACAUCACUAUAGAUUUUAAUUUGUUUUACCAUUUCUUUUUGAGGUGAAAGAAGAUGACUCCAUGCACUCACUAAACAUGUGGUGACUUGCCAAGUUGUUUAAUUUAAUUUGAUACAUGAAUGAUCUCUUUUUUCAAUUUCACCAA